Molecule: messenger RNA, 2577 nt
Organism: Esox lucius (northern pike)
Lineage: Eukaryota; Metazoa; Chordata; Actinopteri; Esociformes; Esocidae
Product: core histone macro-H2A.1
Exons: 9
Coding region: 371-1528 (385 amino acids)
Biological process (GO): nucleosome assembly
Cellular component (GO): nucleosome
Molecular function (GO): protein heterodimerization activity; DNA binding; structural constituent of chromatin
Source: RefSeq, a predicted model, not a curated record
UUAGGCUAAUUAGAAGUUAUGGAAUUCGCUACGAAGGUUUGAAAAGUGUUAUGUUUGUCAUAAGGAGUGUUUUUCAGGGAUAUUUCUUUAAUGUACUGCCUAUAUGCGCUUAGGUAAAAGGGCUUGUCAUAGUGGGCUUGGCGCUUAGGUUAGAUUUGAUGACAGCGCAUACCGGGAGAGGUGAGGUUUUUGAAUUCUGUUCAUUCCCGAACAGUAAGCUAUUGCAUGGAUAGAGAACUCACCCGCUCAAUAUUUAGUUCGCUGUGGAUUCUGGGAGUUGAGGACACUGCCCAAGCUGUACCGGGUGUCGACAGAAGACAGUAGACAUAUUGCCGUUCCUCUUUUCUGGCAUCACACUGGUAGCGGCGCCAUGUCCAGCCGAGGAGGAAAGAAGAAGACGACCAAGACUUCCAGAUCCACCAAGGCAGGUGUCAUCUUCCCCGUGGGGAGAAUGCUGCGCUACAUCAAGAAGGGUCUGCCCAAGUACAGGAUUGGCGUUGGCGCUCCCGUCUACAUGGCGGCUGUCCUGGAGUACCUCACAGCUGAGAUUCUGGAGCUAGCGGGCAAUGCAGCCAGGGACAAUAAGAAGGGGCGAGUCACACCUCGGCACAUCCUGCUGGCCAUUGCCAACGAUGAGGAGCUCAACCAGUCUGUUCCACUGCAGCUGCUGAAAGGGGUCACUAUCGCCGCGGGCGGAGUCUUACCCAACAUCCACCCUGAGCUGCUGGCCAAGAAGAGGGGGUCAAAGGCCAAGCUGGAGGCCGUCAUCACACCUCCUCCUGCCGUCAAGAAAUCCAAGAUGUCCGCCACCAAGAAGUCGGCUUCCAAAAAGACGGCAGCAGGGAAAAAGACUGCGAUGAGGUCUAAGAAACAGGGAGAAGGGAGCAAAGCGGCCUCAGCGGACAGCACCACAGAAGGAACCUCCACGGAUGGAUUCACUGUCCUCUCCACCAAGAGUCUCUUCCUGGGUCAAAGGUUGCAAGUUGUGCAAGCUGACAUUUCCACUGUCGGCAGCGAGGCUGUAGUUCACCCGACCAACUCCAGCCUCUACACUGGUGGUGAAGUUACCCUGACAACCUCAGACUUUAUCCUCCCAGGUGGUGCUCUGGAGAAGAAAGGGGGGAAAGAGUUUGUAGACGCCAUCUUGGAGUUGCGGAAGAAGAACGGACCCCUGGAGGUGGCUGGAGCGGUGCUGACCUCUGGCUAUGGGCUCCCUGCUAAGUUUGUGAUCCACUGCAACAGUCCCAGCUGGGGAUCGGACAAGUGCGAAGAGCUGCUGGACAAGACGGUGAAGAACUGCCUGGCCCUGGCUGACGAGAAGAAGCUCAAGUCUGUGGCUUUCCCUUCUAUUGGCAGUGGAAGGAAUGGCUUCCCGAAGCAGACUGCGGCCCAGCUCAUUUUAAAGGCCAUCUCCAGCUACUUUGUUGCCACCAUGUCCUCUUCCAUAAAGACAGUCUACUUUGUGUUGUUCGACAGUGAGAGCAUUGGGAUCUAUGUGCAGGAAAUGGCCAAGCUUGACACUAACUAAGCACGUCUCUCCCCCUUGCCUUAAUAAUGGCUUGUUUGGGAUAUUUUUUUUUUUGGGCAAAAUAAAUUGUUUACGAGUGAAUUGUUUAAAUAUAUAUAUUUAAACUAUUUGUUUAAAAAAAUAUAUAUAUAAUUAUUUGCAUUAUGUUUUAUUUUCAUGUGUUGAAGUUGUGGUUUGACAGUAUGGAGUUUAGAUGGAAUUGGUUUCCUGGUUGUCAGUUGUGGGUCCCGUUCAGAAGGAUACAAACAUUCUGAAUGUUGUAGGUUUAUAACUGUUAUUCACACCAACAAUUCCAUGUAAAUGACAGAAAAGCAUGUCUGAUCUUUGUUUGUGUUUUUAUCUGAAGGUUCUAUAAUAUUGCACCACAAUGAGUGAGGCCCUUUAUCAGGAUGGUGGUACUAUUUGUGCUAAAUUUGAGGGAAGGUUGCAUUCCAAGUGUUUGCAAAACUGUAAUCUUUGUGAGAUUUUGAUUCUCAAUUCACCUCUCAAUUUGUCUCUUUUUAUUGGAACUGAAUCUUUUAUGUUCAUAGUGUUUAUUAUCACUGGUGUGUACUAGGUGGUGUAUGUGAAAUGUUUUAGUGAUAUAUUAGACUGUGACAAGGUUUUCCUUUUAAAAAAAAAAAAAAGUUUGUUUUAUUGAAGUUUUCACUUUGCCAACACUAAAGGAAAAUUAUCAGAAAAUAUAUUUUGUGUUUUUAUUAAUUUCUUUUAUUAAGUAUUGACAGUGUAUAGCAUUUUGUUUGAGGAGUUCUAAGGUUGUACAGGCUUUUUGCUCACAGGAAAUGUGUCCUCUUUCACCAGUAGAUGGCUCCCUAUUUCCAGGAAUGACGUCUUUCACAGAGCCAUUUUGUGCUCUUUUCAUUAAGACCUCCAAAAUGAAGUGGCAGAAACCGUGUGGGUCAGGAUGGAUGCUGCAUUGACUAAUUACUAGUAGCACCACUGUUGUGUUUGGAAUUUUCAAUAUCUUUCUAAUGACAUUUAAAAGCUUUCUAAACAUUGCUAAACUUGAAAAUACAGAAAUAUCCAAUCCGAUAAUAAAAUAUAUUGAA